GCCGCUGCCCAGCGCGGCCCUGUUCGACGUCGACCAGCUGCUCACCCGCCGUGUCUCUGUUCGGCGCUCCGGCUCUUACGACAGGGAAGCCGUUCAGUGGAGAGAUAGUUCGGAUAUUUCGAGCACAAACGCAGUAGGAGAUGCUUCCAAUUCUCAGGCGGAGUCGGACCGGUCCGCCGCCCCGGGCGGGUCCAGGGGUGUGCGUCCCGCCGCCGACCCCCGCGCGGCGGUGCUCCGACCGGCCGACUGGCUGCCGCUGCUGCUCGACGUUUACGGCGCGGCGCCAGGCACUGCGGUGCGCCAUGUCUGUCUCCGCGCCACCCUGCGCUGCGUUAGCGCCGCAGAGCCAGAGGCACUGAAGGGCGUGCUGAACAUGCAGGAGCUGUCGGUGCAGCUGGCCAGUCUGCUGCCCUCGCCGGACGUGAAGCUGGCCGUGCCGGCGCUGCAGCUGGCAGAGACGCUGAUGCAGAAGCUGCCCGAUCUCUGUACCAGCCACUUCAGACGCGAAGGCGUGCUUCACCACAUCAGUCGUCUGGCUGUGGACGGCGACCCUCUGGACGAGACAGACCCGAAGGGGAACGGCCAGACUGCUGACACCACUGCUGACCUGAGUCUCAGGGACGCACUGAAGAGGAGGAGAUCUUCCCGACGGGGAGCCCUCGGCUGUCAGAGACACAGCCUGGACCAGACGACCGCCGGCUCCGCGUCCGCAUCUCCGUCACAUACAGGGGGUGCGGCCCGCGCGCUGGCCGCCGGAGGCCGCAGUCGGUCGGUCGGCGGAGCCGGGGCACCCAGUCGUCUGCAGACCUCCCUCCUGGCCAGUCUGAGUCCGGCUCGGUGGGGCCGCGCCAGUUCCAGCUCACCGCACGGAUCUCACCGAAACUCACUCACCGAGGCCGGCGCGGCGCGGGAGGAGCGGGCGCGCAGCUGGCUGCGGCGGCAGGCGCGUCUGUUCCUGGAGCGGCACCUGGCCACGGCGGCCGGCGGCCACUGCGCCGCUCUGGCGCUGCUGGAGAGCGCGCUGCGGCAGCUGGCGGCGGCGCCGGACCGCGGCCUGGCCGACCCGCUGCGGCAGCUGGCCGCCCUGCUGCUGGCCGCCGAUCUGUCGCCGUUCGAGCUGCUCCAGGCGGGCCUGGUGCCGCGGCUGACCGAGCUGCUGACCGCCGGGCCGGCCGGCGCGCGCCGACACCGCCUGCGCGCCUUCCUGCACGCGCUGGCCGGAGCGCCGGCGGCGGACCGGCCGCAGCAGGCGUGGGUGCCCUCGGCGGAGAAGGCCGCCCCGCUGGCGGCGCUGGUGACCAAGCUGAACGCCUGCGUGGCCCAGCAGGAGCAGCUGCCGGUAAAGUCGUACGAUGUCACUGACGGAGUGUCUGGCCACGGAGCGCUGCGCUACUUCACCGAGCAUCAGCUCAAGGUGGAGCUGCGCCGCGCGCCGGACGGCGGCGCUCUGCGCCAGUGGCGUCACGGGCCCGUCAAGGUGGAUCCGCUGGCCCCGCUGCAGGCCAUCGAGCGUUACCUGGUGAUCCGCGGCUACGGGCGCAGCUCGUCCCGCACCGGCCGCUGGUCGGACGAUAGUGGCUCGGACGAGGACGUCGAGGACGCUUUGGUGGCGGCCAGCCUCAGCCACAGCGGGACGCACCGUCUGCAGUUCCUGAUGGGCGGCCGACCGCUGCCCUACGACAUCACCGUCUUCCAGGCGGUGGAGCAGUACGGACCGCGCUCUCAGGACGAGGACGGGGACGUGAGCGCCUCGCAGCUCUUCCAGAAGACGCACACCAUCUACUACAGACAGGCUCCGAUCUCCAUCAGUAACGGUGGAACCUCCAGCAGCAGCCGGCGCCAGGAGACCCGUCCGGCGUCCGGCGGCGAGUCGCUCUGGGCCACCGGCUCAGCGCCCGUCCCCGACUGCCCUCUGGUGACCGGUCUGAAACCACAGCUUCCAGAGUCGGUCACCGUGGCCGACCCGAGCCUGGCGACCGUCAACCUCCUCCGCCUGCUGCACUGCCUGAGUCGCCACUACGGCGGCCUCUACCAGCUGGUGGCCAGCCCGCCGCUGCUCGGCGAUCAGGUGUUUGUAAACGCUCAGCUGACUGCCAAGGCUGAGCGGCAGCUGUUUGACCCGCUGAUUCUGAUGGCGGGAAGCACACCACCCUGGAUUCUCCAGCUGGGACUGACUUGCCCGUUCCUGUUUCCGUUCGCGGUGCGGCGCCAGCUGUUCUUCUCGGCCACGUUCGAGCGGGACCGGGCUCUGAGCCGCCUCCUGGAGGUGGUGCCGUCUGCGGCCGGCUCCGGCUCCGAGCGGCGGCUGGCCCCGCGGCUGGAGCGGCGCCGGCGCACUGUCAGCCGCCGCCAGCCGGCCCGACAGGCCGAGACGCUACUCUCAGAGCUGGCCGGCUCGCCGGCGCUGCUGGAACUCCAGUACCGCGACGAGCCCGGCUCCGGACUGGGACCCACGCUGGAGUUUUACGCGCAGGUCUGCUCCGAUGUGCAGCGAGUUGAGCUCGGCCUGUGGCGCAGAGACCAGCGCACUGCUCACACGGCGGAAUCAUCAGGAAGGUCUGAGGGCGCCCCGGUACCGGCCCCUGCCACAGCCGCCGGGCCGGCAGGGCCGGAGUACGUGUUCGCUCCGCACGGACUGUAUCCGGCGCCGAUCGGACGAACGGAGAAGAACACCUCUGUCACACGGCUCAGGACGAAAUUCACAUUCCUCGGUCGUCUGAUGGCCAAGGCUCUGGCCGACGGUCGUCUACUGGACAUGUCGCUCUCGGUGCCGUUCUACCAGUGGCUGCUGCGCCGGGAGCGCACCAUGUCCCUCACCGACCUGCACCAGCUGGACGGCACGCUGGCGACGUCCGUGGCGCGGCUGGCCAACGCGGCGCGCCGCCGCCGCGCGCUGGAGACGGACGCGGCGCUCAGUGACGAGCAGCGGCGCGCCGCGCUGGCCGCGCUCACCGUGGACGGGUGUGCGGUGGAGCAGCUGGGACUGGACUUUACGCUGCCCGGGUACCCGGACAUUGAGCUGAGGAGGGGAGGACGGGCCGAGCCGGUCACUGCCGCCAACCUGGAGCAGUAUGUCAAGCUGCUGACCCACUGGAUCCUGAUCGAGGGCGUUCAUAAGCAGAUGGAGGCGUUCAGAGAAGGAUUCGAAUCGGUAGCGCCGCUGGACAAUCUGGCCAUGUUUCAACCGGAGGAGCUGGAUCAGCUGUUCUGCGGUACUCAGGACGCACUGUGGGACCGCCAGUCGCUCGCCGAGGCGUUCCGUCCUGACCACGGCUACACUGCCGACUCGGCCCCGUUCCGGCACCUGGUGACGGUUCUGUCGGAGCUGGACCCCCGUCAGAGGCGGCAGUUCCUCAGCUUCGCCACCGGGUCGCCGCGGCUGCCCGUCGGAGGGUUCCGUGCGCUGACGCCGCCUCUGACGGUCGUCCGGAAGGCCGUGGAGCCGGGUCACAGCCCCGACACCUACCUCCCUUCGGUGAUGACCUGCGUCAACUACCUGAAGCUGCCCGAGUACUCGAGUGUCGAGGUUACGCGCCGACAGCUGACCCUGGCCAUCAGUGAGGGACAGCUCAGCUUCAUGCUGUCCUAGGAUUGGAGACCUAGACUCUCUGAAUGAUGAAGAAACUGUACUGACUCUUGAGGGACGUUUGGUGACGUAGGUUUUUGACAGAAUGACUGUUCAACUUUUUAAGUUUGGUGGACCAGCGGAGUGGCUAGGAGGACGUCUUGAAAACGGUCACAUCGUGAAGUACAGCGAUCAUGGGCAUUCAAUGAUGGCCUUAGACAAUAGACAUAGCGAGUUUUGAUACAUAAGUCUGUAGUAUUUUGAAUUAAGUCGUAGUGAUCGAGACGUUUGGAAUACAUCUAUGACUGUAUAACUGUAUAGCCUGAUGGGUUAGAAAUUAAUCAAAUUAGUGAAUUGUGCGAUUGAAAGCAGACAGCACUGGAGUGACUGGCUACUUAGCAUUUGCUUCGUGUCUUGUGCUAGUCUACAUAUGUCAUCCCGUCUUCUUUUUAGUACCAAAAACAACAUUAAAUUAAAAAAUAGCAAAUGAAUGACACUGAGGACUGGGUGUCCUAAAUUUACUACGAAAUCAAAACCACUUACCUACGUAUCCUAUACGACGGUGACAUAAUUAAUUGUAAUGCAUAAAUUAAACUAUACGUAACUUUUAUACGAUAAGUGAUAAAGUUUAUAUAAUAAAGUAAUUUAGCUAACAUUGAUGGUAAGAUUCAUGACAUCCAUGCCCAUGGUCUGUUCUUUAUUUUAGCUGGACUUAAUUGCAUACCUAUAAUUGUGUCAUUGCGAUUCAUUAAAAACAGGUCGUUUUGACCAUUCACUUGUUUGCUGGCAAGUAACCAGUGACUCAUAUGCUGUUAAAUGCUUAGAACGGUGGCAUUGUUGUAAGAUGCAUACGUCAACUAUGCUGUAUGGAUGCUAAAAGUGAAUGGGAGCGCAUUCAUCAGCAAGAAGGCAUUUUUGCUUUUUCGUAACUAGCUUAGAAAAUCGGUAAUAGCAUUUGUACUGCGGUAGUAAUUUUUACAAUGGACAUUUGUACGUUUCCAACAUUUCCACUUUAUAAAAGCGGUGUAUAGCACCAAGUGACUGUGUGCCGAAUGUAAACCCGCUCCUGGAAUCCAAGAAUCCGAGUCCGGAUCGCUCGGGUCACUGCAACGCUGUAGCUGCUGGAAUCAAUGUGUAGCGCAGCGCAUAUGUAAUAUCUCACACUCCGUAGAAUCACUGCCGUGAAACAGGGUAUACGGAUUACUCGAGAUGCUCACGCAAAGAAUCUGAUGUUUUGUUGGAAUACAUGUGAUAGAA
This is a messenger RNA of Amphibalanus amphitrite, 4822 nucleotides long. RefSeq names its product E3 ubiquitin-protein ligase TRIP12-like. NCBI's taxonomy places the organism in Eukaryota, Metazoa, Arthropoda, Thecostraca, Balanomorpha, Balanidae. The record is from RefSeq and is a predicted model, not a curated record. Gene Ontology annotation, molecular function: ubiquitin protein ligase activity. Bases 374 to 3589 code for a protein of 1071 amino acids. The transcript is spliced from 18 exons. Gene Ontology annotation, biological process: protein polyubiquitination; regulation of double-strand break repair; DNA damage response. Gene Ontology annotation, cellular component: nuclear speck.